AGCAGAAGCCGUCCUACAUCCGCACGCACCGUCGAGGCGGACAGGUUUGGCACUCACGGCUGCUGGGGCCAUGACAAAUUCUACGAGGCGGCGGAGCUGGAGCUGUCGGGCCACCUCCGGGACGAUUGCUUCACGGUCAGGUGCGACAUAAUCGUCAUCGGCGAACCCCGCACGGAGGCCAAUCCGGUCCCCGGCGCUUCCUUCGUCGUGGUGCCGCCGCCAGACUCGUCGCAGCACUUCGGCGCCCUCCUCCUAGGCGGAAAGGGUGCCGAUGUGAGGUUUCUUGUUGGGGGCGAGGUGUUUGCCGCGCACCGGUGCGUGCUCGCUGCACGGUCGCCGGUCUUCGAGGCGCUGCUCUUUGGCCCCAUGAAAGAAGGCACAGCCACAGAGAGCUGCUGCAUACGGAUUGAUGAUAUGCUACCUCAGGUGUUUCAGAGCUUGCUGCAUUUCAUUUACACUGACUCGCUGCCAGAGACCCAAGAUCAGCAAGAUAAGGAGGCCAGCAACACGAUGGCGCAGCAUAUGCUGGAAGCCGCCGACAGGUAUGGCAUGGGACGGCUCAAACUGAUUUGUGAGGACAUGCUGUGCAUAUAUAUCGAUAUGAGCACGGUUGCGACUUCACUGGCAUUAGCCAAGCAGCACCGCUGCCAAGGGCUUAAGGAGGCGUGCUUCGAGUUUCUCAAGUUUCCAAAAACGCUGGAUGAGGUCAUGGCAACAGAUGAAUUCCAACAUUUGGCGAAAAGCUCUCCUGCUUUGUUUGAGUUGAUGUCCAAGCUUGCUGCUGCUGGGCGUUGA
Panicum virgatum (switchgrass) is the source of this 795-nucleotide messenger RNA. RefSeq names its product BTB/POZ and MATH domain-containing protein 2-like. The annotation marks the transcript as partial. Gene Ontology annotation, molecular function: protein binding. The transcript has a single exon. The record is from RefSeq and is a predicted model, not a curated record. Gene Ontology annotation, biological process: protein ubiquitination. NCBI's taxonomy places the organism in Eukaryota, Viridiplantae, Streptophyta, Magnoliopsida, Poales, Poaceae.